CUUUCCUCUCCAGCGGAAAUCGAUUUCUGUAAUUUCAAUUAUCUUCUUCCUUUCAAAACCCUAAACCGUCGAGCUCCGGUCAUAAGUUUUCAGCGUAAGAUUUGAUGCGAUGAAGAGGGCAGUGCCAUGGGAUGCUAAUGAGACAAACGAUUCAUCCUCCUCCGAUGAAUCUUCAUCUUCAGAUUCGGACUCUGAAGCUGAAGAUGGACCACCCAACGCCAAGCUUAAGAAAUUAACCCAAGCAAGGUCUGGGAAACAAAAAGGAACCGGGUUGGAUUUCGAAGCUCUGAAGCGACAUGGAUAUAAGGGAGGAUUAUCUGUGUUGAAUGUGCCUCCUCCAAAAGAGAAACCAGACUGGUCUUGGUCAACUGGCAGAGACAGCAGUGAAACCAGGGAGGUUAAAGAAUCUUUCGAGGACAGACAGAAAACAAGAGCUGCGGUAUUGGAUGCGGAGGAGCUGGCUAACGUACAAACUCGGAAAGAGAAGCAGGGUGCUUCUUUUUCACAGAAGGAGAAGCGGAAAAGAGAACUCGGUCAGGCUAGCAGGGGGAAGAAUUAUGUCGAAGAAGAGAAGAGGUUGCUCCGGGACAGUGGCAUCUAUUCUGGUUUUGAUACUUGAUUUAUGAACACGGGAAUGACUAAUGAGCUUUCGCAUCAUGUUUGGGUUGUAGUUGGAAUUCUCAUGCUAUAAACUUGGUUGUAACCUACAACUAAGGAUGGAUUGAGCGGGCUGAUGGUAGUCGCAUCCUUUAAAAUUUUCAAACUCUUAUAUAAUUCAUUUUUUUUUUC
Molecule: messenger RNA, 789 nt
Organism: Hibiscus syriacus
Lineage: Eukaryota; Viridiplantae; Streptophyta; Magnoliopsida; Malvales; Malvaceae
Exons: 3
Coding region: 110-619 (169 amino acids)
Source: RefSeq, a predicted model, not a curated record